Messenger RNA from Paraglomus brasilianum, 345 nucleotides. NCBI's taxonomy places the organism in Eukaryota, Fungi, Glomeromycota, Glomeromycetes, Paraglomerales, Paraglomeraceae. The record is from the annotation of a GenBank genome assembly.
AUGGAAAUAAAGUCUUACAUUAUUAAAACCCUGCAAAAAUUGCAAGCGAAGGUUAACAACACCUCUCCAUACUGUAAUAUUAAAGAAAUUGCCCCUGCCGUUCUUACGAAAUAUAUCGACGGAUGGAAUUACAUCGCCAGCUUUGGACCAGGACCAAACGGGCCGAACUACGAAGACGACGCACAUUUCUCGGCGCGACUCCGUUGUCGCCGUUCCAGAUAUAUCGACGUAAUUACGUCGCCAGCUUUGGGCCAGACAGGCCUCCCUACCGUAUACGCGCUGAGCUGGCCAGCCAAAGCUGGAACAACGAGAGUAGCAAAGUCCGAACAUACUUCUUAUUUUUAA